Osmia lignaria (orchard mason bee) is the source of this 1446-nucleotide messenger RNA. RefSeq names its product mediator complex subunit 19 (gene MED19). Lineage: Eukaryota; Metazoa; Arthropoda; Insecta; Hymenoptera; Megachilidae. Gene Ontology annotation, biological process: positive regulation of transcription by RNA polymerase II. Gene Ontology annotation, cellular component: mediator complex. Gene Ontology annotation, molecular function: transcription factor binding; transcription coregulator activity. The record is from RefSeq and is a predicted model, not a curated record.
GAAGGUGCCAUGAAGUAAAAUCAAAGGAUGAUGAUGGGCGAUCAGUUUCGUAGCAAAGUGGAGCAGUAUUCACCAAAAUCAUCACCCAGGGGUGCACGUUCUCCUGUUGUUUCACGUCAGGAUUCAACAGGAACACUGAAAACGACCAUUUCCCUGGGUAAAAACCCAUCUAUCGUUCACAGUGGACCAUUUUACUUAAUGAAGGAACCCCCUGGAGAGAGCGAACUAACAGGGGCAACUAACUUAAUGGCCUAUUAUGGCCUAGAACAUUCUUAUAGUAAAUUUAGUGGAAAAAAACUUAAAGAACAACUUUCUUCAUUUUUACCUAACUUACCUGGAAUUAUAGAUAGACCUGGUCAUGUGGAUAAUAGUUCGUUAAGAUCUGUGAUCGAGAAACCUCCAAUAGGUGGAAAGGAAUUGUUACCUUUGACCAGCGUUCAAUUGGCUGGUUUUCGUUUACAUCCUGGGCCUCUACCAGAACAGUAUCGCUAUGUUAAUCAGGCUCCGCAAAGGAAACACAAAAAUAAACAUAAAAAGCAUAAACACAAACCAGGAGAAGUACCUACUGGUCAAGAAGCAACAUCAACGGACAUUGGUGGUUCGGAUACUCAUGAGAAGAAGCAUAAGAAACAAAAAAGACACGACGAAGAAAAAGAAGCUAGGAAAAAACGUAAGAAAGAGAAAAAGAGGAAAAAACAGAAACAUAGUCCUGAACAUACCGGAGGAUUAACACCCUCUCAACAUUCCAAUUCGUGAUCUUCAAUUUCUCCAUUUCUGUUUAUAUGUAACUUUUAAUCUGGCAUCAGAAUUUUUAUAGCCGCAAUUAAGUUUUCCUUUUUCCUAACACUAAUGUAUGUACAGAUGACCGUUAUAAUUACGCAAACCAUGUUUUUUAUUGUCUUUAUUUUCACAGAUAUACCAUUCGUACUUUUCGGUUUUAUCAUUGUUUGAAAAUGUAAAGUUUUUCUGAUAGAAGCUGUACACUAUUAAUAUAUACCAUGUAAUAAUGUAUUUAUAUUUCGUGUGUAUCCAUACAAAUCUAAUACGCGUUAAUGGAUUUUGUGAACCAUCGGGAAGUAAUUUUUUAUAAAUAAGUAACUGAUCUUAUUUGCUUAAUUGCUAAUUUUGUAUUGAAAUAUCAUAAAUUAAUAGGUAAGGUGUGAAAAGGUUUAAUACCUUAACGAGUUAUUAGGAGUUAGGCAGAGAUUAUUAAAAUGAACAUAAUUAUGUUACUGUCGGUGUAAAUAUUAUAUAUCAAAGACAGCAACAAAAAACAAAUAUCACUGCAUAAAGAAUCAUUUGUAACUCUCAUGAAUAUUUUGUUAAUUAAAAUGCAGUGAAGUUUGUUUAAGACCAAAACCAAAAUCAUGGAUUGUACUGAAAACUUAAAAUAAGUGUAGUAUUAUGAUACAAGAAUAAUAAAAACAUAAAAUUUAACAGUUUUAA